Messenger RNA from Dermacentor andersoni, 2725 nucleotides. RefSeq names its product retinol dehydrogenase 5-like. Gene Ontology annotation, cellular component: intracellular membrane-bounded organelle. NCBI's taxonomy places the organism in Eukaryota, Metazoa, Arthropoda, Arachnida, Ixodida, Ixodidae. The record is from RefSeq and is a predicted model, not a curated record. Gene Ontology annotation, biological process: steroid metabolic process. Gene Ontology annotation, molecular function: oxidoreductase activity.
AUUUUACAAUGCUGAGCCAAAUGGGAACCUGUGCCUGUUGGUAUGGAUCGCUCAUGUUCUCUAAGGCGCUCGUUAACACAGCGGCCUGACUGCCCUACAUACACUUUGCCACAUGACAAGGGAAUCUUAUAAACCACACCGACGCUGCAAUCUACAAACUUCGCGUGGUUCUUUUCUCAAUCUGGUUUUUUACUUGCUUUAGAAAUACGUAGAGGGUACGAGCGACAAUAUUUGACGUCAUUAUGAUCACCAUCAGUAUGCGAUAUGUGGGCAGCGGUCGAGGACUGACCAAUCCGCCGAUGCUCUAGACCUGCAAGAAGACCGCGGCGAGCGCGACACAGGUCGCAGCCUUCGCAAGCGCUCGAUGUGACCACUAUGACGUCAUGAGCAGGACUGACUCAAUGGCCCUCUCUGGGCGUCCUUCUUCACUGACUGCCGAUGUUGCCGUGGAGACGACGCGGAGGCGCCAGGCCAACGCUCCCUUGCUGGUUUUCGCGGGACUGUCCCUGUGCACCUUCGUGGUGACGGCCGUCACUCCGCCGCUGGCCUACGCCGUGUCCCUGGUCGGCCACCUCGCCUUCGCCAUCGCGAUCGGCUUCUGCCUCAAACGCCACCUGACGGCCAGCUUCGGCGGCAGGCUACCGGUGACCGGCAGGGCGGUCUUCGUCACAGGAUGCGACACGGGUCUCGGGCAGGUGAUCGCACUGGGACUGCAGCAGAAGGGCUUCGUUGUGUUCGCCGGGUGCUUGGACCUCACCUCGGAAGGCUCGCGCAACCUCAUGUCCCACUCCAUCACCGUACUCCACGUGGACUACCUCAAGCACAACACUUUAGUCAGAGCCUACGAAGACGUCAAGGAACGCCUCAACGGGAAAUCUCUUUGGGGUGUCGUGGCGAAUGCCGGCGUGGCGUGCUACGGCGAAAUGGAGUGGAUACCUUUCAAAGAAAUGCAGCGGGUCAUCGACAUCAACAUCCUCGGCACGCUGAAGUUCGUCAUGCUCGGCCUACCGCAAAUCAAGAAGAGCAACGGCCGCAUUGUUUUCGUUACUGGGUUGCAAGGCAGGGUCGCUAUUCCUGGAAUGGUGAUCGGAUCAGCAACUACAGCUGCCCUGUGCCACUACGCAGACGGCCUACGUCGAGAAAUGGCCAAAUUCAACGUCCAAGUGUGCACUAUUGAACCGGCAUUUUACAAGACUCAGAUGACAGACCCAACGGAGGUCACGCAGGCUCUCAACGAAGUCACUCGUCGGCUGCCCAACGUGGUCCAGGAGGAGUACGGAGCCGCCUACCUGGACAGCUUCAAGUUCACCUUCGCCAAGAGGCUGAGGCGGUUCUCGCGUCAGAACUUCCAGGAGGUGUCCACCGCCGUCGCCCAUGCGUUGCUGAGCAGCGAGACGAACGUGCGCUACUGCUGUAGCGGGAUGCGCCAGUCGCUCACCUGGGCCGUCCUCGAGUUCCUGCCGCUCAAGAUUUGUGACUUCUUCCUCAUCCUGCAGUUCGCGCCCCGGGUCGCGCUCGCGGGCAACAUCCGGGUGAGAAACGUCAUAGUCCAGCCGCUGCCCACCGACGACACUGCCCUGACGGGCAGCGAUAACAAACCGCAGGACCACAUGGAGACCGUUCAGCCCACCUUGCAGACGCCGCCGAUCUUCAAGCCGAACUACCAUUUGUAGAAGGACGCUCGGAGAAGCGCGCACUCCUUUGGACAAGCCUUCACAGCUUUGGCGCGCGGCUACUUCUCGAUUCGUAUUCUUGGAUGACGCUGAACGCCUCGAUCACGCGCACGGUGCAUGAAAGUUAGUGUCCAUCGUACGUCUGAACCUCCAGGAGCAUGGUACGUGAUGGAAAAUGUGACACGCUGGGGUCUAACAAAAAGUCCCUGCGUGUUGUUCUUGGUGCAAAUGUGGCUUUACCAUUGGAUGCACUGCGUGUGGCUAGAGCCUGGAAAUGAUAAAGAAAAAGUUAACAUGAAGCAAGCCUCAGCAGGUCUCACUCAUAAUUUCUCGUUAAUUAUUUUUUUAUUUCCCGUACAAUAAGCGCGAGAUCUUAAAAUAAACGUGCACGCGGGGUUCUUUUCUUUUUCUUUAACUUGGUGCUCGUGCGAUCAGGAGCAGAUUUUGCGUACGUUAACAGAAAGCAAGAUCACAGAACUCGGGUCAAGAUAUUCCAGCGGCUCUGCUUCUCAACAUAUGUAGAUAUUCCAUCUAAGUGGUGCAACUUCCCAGUCAUACCGUUGCGCUGCGUAGGCGAUGGCAAGGCUACACACCUGAAUCUUAACGGCACUGCCUUGGCGAGGGGCUUGUUAUACCGUCAAGGAACAGCCCUUGUGCAACAAGGUAAGUAUCCUCCAAAGCAUUUAGAAAGAGACACACAAAAAAAAGCCUUUCAAAGACCUCCUUUUCCAUUACGUUCACCUUCUGUUCGCCCAAGUAGCCACAGCAGCAGGGCCACUGUGGUGCCAUUGGGGUCAAUGUCCGGCCAAUGUGACCUCGAGCUGUCUCUUAAGUGACCCAGCAUUCAGUGCCUCUAGAGUCACUUUCUAUAACGCGCAACAGAUUUUCAGUAACUCCUGUGGAGUGUCAAUGAGAGGGAAACAAUGCGAUUCGCCAAGGCAUACGAAUUCCGACCAGAACCAGCUCGCCUCGGCUGACCUAAACGGCAGCCAGCGUAUAAUGCAACUGCCAAAUCUUAGCAUCAAGAGAAAUUCACGUGAAUUGCGUUAGAA